AUGGAUUUAUCAAACUUAUCAAAUACUUUACCUCUGCUGAAACCUAUACUGAGGCAGAGCAAGACUCAACCAACCGAGGAGGAUCAAAUAAGUCAACCUCCUUCAACAUCAACAUCGCAAUCAUCAACUACUUCAUCAGAUAUUAGUCUGGAACUAACUAGCUACUUCAAAGAUGCCGCAAAAGCCGUAGCUUCAUUAUACAAUAUAUCAUUAAACUCAUCAACCACCAACGAAUCUCAAAAAUCUUCAAUAAAAAGUGAUUUUGCAAAUGCAGCAAAAUCCGUUGCAUCAUUAUAUAAAUUGGGGCAAAUUUCCCAUUUGGUAUCUCAAGAUAAAGGUUAUAUACAAUGUAUUGAUGACUUGCUAGAAGUUAUUACUAAUGAUGAAGAUAUUGAAAACUGGGCAUUAACAAGAAGAGCUGAGAUUAUAAAUCAUAAGAAAUCAUCAAAUGGAAUACGACCAACUACUCAAUCCACUACCACUAUGGAAGAUUCAAAAUUACCUAGUGAUUUUGAGUUUCACUUUAAAUCCGAGUUAAAACCACCAACCAACUUCAAACCAAGUAUACCUCCAAUCUCAGUUCAACAUAAUCAAUCGCAAAGAAAUUUAACGCUUAAAAAAAGCAAAUUACAACAACAAUAUCAUAAAAAAUUCCAUUCAUCAGAGGAAUCCAGUGAAAGUGAGACUGAUGAUGGAAAAAGAGUGAAACUUUUUAAAGAAUUUAGCAAUAGUCCCGUCAAGAAAAAGAAGAAGAAGAAUUAG
Molecule: messenger RNA, 762 nt
Organism: Lodderomyces jiufengensis
Lineage: Eukaryota; Fungi; Ascomycota; Pichiomycetes; Serinales; Debaryomycetaceae
Exons: 1
Coding region: 1-762 (253 amino acids)
Source: RefSeq, a predicted model, not a curated record